AUGAUAUCCCGACGGUCUACAGCAACGGCGCGCACGGCGUACUCCCAGACCUUCCUUCGAAUUUCUAGUCGUGGAUCUCUAAAAUCCUUACGCAGCUGCAAAAUCCAAAGCCCAAAAGCUCUCUCGACGGUCUCAUACGCAAGGACUUCUGGCCUUUUAUUACCUAAACUCACACGCACUUCAAAUGCCUUUGCACAAUUAUCCCUCGAUAGUGGAAAGCGAUUUAACUCGUCAGCAAUCAAUUCCCCAUCUUCCACUCAAAAAGAAGAAUUCUACCGGCUCCUCGAUAAGAUAUACGCGCAGCAUGAAGAAUUAGUCCAACAGAUCGAAGACCUUGAACUUGAAGAUUUGCCUGAAUCAGCCACAAGCGAAGAUUUAGAUGUUUUAAAAUCUAUCAGUUUGAUAGUUGGAUAUCGCACUCCAGAGGCAUUGGAUGCCAGGGUGAGAGAGGCAUGGGAAAAAUACGGCGUGUUCUUGCCGCCUGAUGAGCUACACGAAGACGGCCUAAAGCUCUACAGGCGGUUAUAUGGCGAGCCAGUUUUCACCAAACCGGAAGAAUCAGAGAGAGAGGAAGACCAAAUAUUCCGGGAGAAUAAGCAUGGAGAGUGGGAAGAAGUUGAGAUGGCGCGAGACCAUCACUCCACUGAACCACAAACCCCGGAGAGCGAGCCAUUGGUGGGCAUAUCCGAGGAUACCAUUGAUGCACUAAACACCCAAACCACAGAGAGGUCUCGUCAGGUGGCAGCGGCCCUUGGAGCAGAGCUUUUCACCGAAAUCCCGACAUACGACAGUGAGGACCCCUUCCUUCGGUCGCAUCCAUUUGUAGAUGAGGGCAAAUUUGGUACCACUCCGAGCAGCGUCACAGCCCCAGCAGCUACUAUGAUGAGGCCUAUCACUCAAAUGAACGCUGCUUUUUCGAAUAAGCAUGUCUCUGAAACCGCGCGCACAUUAUUUGGGGGAGCCCAACUACCUGAUGCAAUUGGAGUACAUAAAUCCCUUCCAAAGAAUCCAAUUCCUCUCACGCCAUCACAAAAGAGUAUGUCGCAUAUAGAAAGCGCCUUGUUCAUGUCAGUACUCUACCCUGGCAUUUAUGCUUCAGUUCUAAGUGCACUCGUGGAAACGCGGAAAAGGCUCGGGACAAAAUGGAUUCGCGGCCUUAUGUGUAAAGAAGGAGGGCCGAGUAUCCUUGAUGCAAGUGGCGGUGGUGCUGGCAUCUUUGCAUGGAGAGAAGUUCUGCGAUCCGAAUGGUCCCUGAUGUACCCUGAUCAUCCAGAAGACAGCCUGGCAAAAGGCAAAUCUACCGUCUUAAUUGGAUCUGAUACAUUGCGACACCGUGUCAGCAGCCUUUUAGAAAACACGACAUUCCUUCCACGGUUGCCUGACUAUCUACGCCUUAAGGGAGAAUCCUCUCUCGGCCCCCAUAAGCCCGGGAAUCGGAAGAACUAUGAUAUAAUAGUUGCCCCUCAUGCGCUAUUACAUUUUGAAGAGGACUUUCAAAAAAGAGAUUACGUCCAAAAUCUUUGGGCGAUGUUAAACCCCAAAGGUGGUAUACUCAUUCUUCUCGAAAAAGGGCAUAAGGAAGGCUUCGCAGCUAUCGGAGGCGCCAGAGCGAUGAUAUUAGAGCGGUUAAUAACUUCUCCUGAGUCGGCAGAAGCUGCUGAUACUAUCCGAGAGACACAGAGUUCGUCAUUGGAGAAGAGUAAAGGGAUGAUAGUUGCGCCAUGCACAACGCAUGCUCGGUGCCCCAUGUAUGUCGAGCCUGGAAAUGCGAAGAGACCAAAGGAGUACUGUCGAUUUGCACAGCGUUAUGUUCGACCACACGUCUUACAGCGUAUCUUGGGAAACCCGUCCCACAAUCAUGAAGAUGCGGAGUUCAGCUACCUGGCCGUCCAACGUGGUGUUGAUAGGAGAGAAACGGAUGGCUUGGUCCAAGACGAGGCAGCUACAAACGCAGCAUUCUCUGGCCAUGAGCACGCUGUUGACGUUGAUAAGCCGAAUGCUGGAGAUGUCACCGAUCCUCUCUUAUGGCCACGAGUUAUUCUACCGCCCAUUAAACGAAAGGGUCAUGUCUCUAUGGACGUAUGCACUCCUGAAGGGAAAAUUGAGCGUUGGACUGUCCCACGUUCGUUCAGCAAACAAGCAUACCGAGAUGCCCGCAAAUCUUCAUGGGGAGACCUAUGGCCCUUAGGAGCUAAAACCCGAGUCCAUCGUCCUAUCCGCACCCCCAAACCAGAUGAGGCUUCUUCUAUAAAAAAGAAGGUACUGAAGCCAGGCGCAGAUCGAAGGCGGAGACGUGCUGGGCCUGAAGACGAUGGCGAGGAAGAUCUUGAUGAAGAGGAGAGCCAUGAGAAACUUGCUGACAGAUUGCAAGAAUAUCAUGACCGCCGAACAGGCCAGAAAAACAAGAAAGAAAACAAAGUACCAAAGUGGGCUAGGCAGAUGGAAGUGAAGCGUGAUCGCAAGCUAGGCCGACAGUUGGGCCGUGAAUAG
This is a messenger RNA of Microsporum canis CBS 113480, 2490 nucleotides long. RefSeq names its product S-adenosylmethionine-dependent methyltransferase superfamily domain-containing protein. Gene Ontology annotation, biological process: translation. The transcript has a single exon. Bases 1 to 2490 code for a protein of 829 amino acids. The record is from RefSeq and is a predicted model, not a curated record. Gene Ontology annotation, cellular component: mitochondrial small ribosomal subunit. Gene Ontology annotation, molecular function: structural constituent of ribosome; methyltransferase activity. NCBI's taxonomy places the organism in Eukaryota, Fungi, Ascomycota, Eurotiomycetes, Onygenales, Arthrodermataceae.